Pseudomassariella vexata is the source of this 889-nucleotide messenger RNA. RefSeq names its product chromo domain-like protein. Gene Ontology annotation, cellular component: pericentric heterochromatin; nucleus. The record is from RefSeq and is a predicted model, not a curated record. The coding region runs from base 107 to 712 and encodes 201 amino acids. Gene Ontology annotation, molecular function: chromatin binding. Gene Ontology annotation, biological process: negative regulation of transcription by RNA polymerase II; chromatin organization. NCBI's taxonomy places the organism in Eukaryota, Fungi, Ascomycota, Sordariomycetes, Amphisphaeriales, Pseudomassariaceae. The transcript is spliced from 5 exons.
GAUGGCGGCGACGGUAAAGCCCUUGUGCGCACAAACGCUAAACGCGACACGAAGACAACCACAGUCGAGUACGAUGAAGAGGAGCAUGUGCCUGUGAUCAAAGGCGAUGUGCCGGAUGGAGACGGAGGCGAUAACUUGGAAGACGAGGAGGAAGAUGACGAGGAUUUGGAGCCGGACGAAGAGCAUCGUGGGUCAUGUAGUCCAAAAUGGCAUCAUUAAGUACAAGGUCAAGUGGGAAGGCUACGAGAAGAAAUCUGAUCAGACAUGGGAGGAAGAAGACAACCUCAAAGAAAACGCCACGGUGGUUCUCGACGAGUACCUCGAGAAGGUUGGCGGUCGGGAUGCUAUUCUAAAGGAGAGCAAGGCCGCCGUGACGGGCAAGAAGCGCGCCCGUCCCGCAUCCAACACUCCCAACAACGGUACCAAGCGCACAAAGCGCACCGGCAGCCACCCUGCCUCAACAACUCCCCCAGCAAGCGUGAGUGAGAAGAAGUGGAAGGCGCCUGCUGGAUCCUGGGAAGACGAGGUCGAGUCGAUCGACGCUUGCCACGACGAGCAAUCAGGCAAGUUAGUGGUGUAUCUGACGUGGAAAAACGGCCAAAAGACACAGCACGACACCAAGGUCGUAUACACGCGGUGCCCUCAAAAGAUGCUUCAAUUUUACGAGCGUCACGUCAAAAUUGUGAAGACAACCAUUGACGCCGAUGAAUAACGCCAUGACUAGCUGUAGGUCUAGGUUGGAUGCCUUUUGCGCUGUUUUUUAUUUUUUUAUUUUUCUUCUCCCAGUCAGGUUGAGUCUCAGAUUUGGUAUGGAGCCACUGGAGUUGACAAAAGGCUUAGGAAUACUUCUCUGAGCAAAUAUGGAUAUCCGGACUUGUAAUAUAUACAC